AUGGUGAAAUGGACAGAAAGGGAUAACAAUGACGGCUGGAAGCUAGAAUGGUAUACAGCCAUCAUCAAGAACUACACCAAGGUGCUGCAUGUUAUAGAAACUGAGUAUGUCAGUGAGCCAGGAAAGGUGUACAAAGUACAUGUCAAAGAUGGUGUGGAAAAAGGAACCCUACGUCUACAUGUCACUACAUGUGGGGUGGCGGACCUUUACGACCAAGUAAUUGAAAUUGGUACGUCUAUUUUGAUCAAAUGGAUGAAGGAGGAAGUUAAGGAGAGUGGCUUGAAGGCUGGCUGGUACGAAGCAGAAGUCCAGGCCUUUGAACCAAAUAUAGAUUAAAUAACUAUCAUUUACAAAAGAGAGCCAACAGUUGUCUGUACCAAAUGUGUCACUCAAAUAAUAUCCGACGGAAAAGUGAAGAAAACAAAAUGAUCAAACUGUUGACAUAUGCUCCAGAUUGGGCGACCUUCUUAGUUGCAAAACUCUUUAGUUACAUUACAUUUGUUUUCCAGUCAGGACUUUGAAAUUCAUAUAUCCACCAUUUCAUUACCCUUUGUCUUGAGAUGAUAGUUUUUUGUCGGAUUCAUUGUACUGUGUAUGUGCGAUUUAUACAAGUAAAGCCAAAAGCAUGGGCGUGUUAGAGGACUCUCUUUGGACAGUCACCUAUCCGUUUUUAGAGGCAGGCUUGACUUGAGAGUUUGAACCUUUUUUCCUUUGUUUUGUGGUUGCCUAACUGGCUCAACUCUGUAGUUUUGUCCAACUUUUGUAACCCCUCUCUUUUGUGUUCUGCCGAUCGGAGCUUCACUUUUGGGUUGGUCACCCCUCCCUUUUCUGACCCUGUCCAUCAGGUUUUAACUUUGUUUGGUUGCUUGUGUUUGAUUAUUUCAAGUACCAUGGCUCGCCCUGGUUUUCAUCGCACCGUCAGAAUUGAUGUUUCACGUAUUGCAGCUGACAUUACAUGGGUUGAAAGUUGUUUUUUGAUUGUAGAGCGUUUUCAGGGAACGACCAUCCCUGCAAUUCAAUUUGUGGGUACUUUAGCCAAAGUGACUUCCGAUUCUGAAGCUACCAAAAGAUGGGUUCUGCAGCAUGAGUCGGUUGUAUUGAUCAGGAAGAAUUGUACUAUCCAGGGAGGUGGCCUCCGGCCUCAGAGGGUUUUGGUAUAUCAUUACCAUUUUGGUGCAGACGAUUCUGCCCUUGAAAAUGUGUUAGAUACACUUGGCUAA
Messenger RNA from Porites lobata, 1220 nucleotides. Lineage: Eukaryota; Metazoa; Cnidaria; Anthozoa; Scleractinia; Poritidae. The record is from the annotation of a GenBank genome assembly.